Hemiscyllium ocellatum (epaulette shark) is the source of this 4723-nucleotide messenger RNA. It is a transcript of the gene nmi, whose product is annotated as N-myc (and STAT) interactor. Gene Ontology annotation, molecular function: nucleic acid binding. The coding region runs from base 156 to 1361 and encodes 401 amino acids. Gene Ontology annotation, cellular component: cytoplasm. NCBI's taxonomy places the organism in Eukaryota, Metazoa, Chordata, Chondrichthyes, Orectolobiformes, Hemiscylliidae. The transcript is spliced from 10 exons. The record is from RefSeq and is a predicted model, not a curated record.
CUGGAAAGUGAAAGUAAAGUUGCGAACAAACAGCGGAACAAGGCGGUGUAAGCAGUUGUAUAAAGCGCUCCGGUAAAACUCGUCGAUCGCGUUUCGUCGCUUGAUUUAAGGGCACCGGGAGGUUGGGUGAUCCUCCCUUCAGGGUAUGGAAGAGGAUGACAGACAUCCCAGCUGCAGAAUUUAGUAUCUCACAUUCUGAUUUUGAAAUUAUUCAAGAGAACGUGCAGAACAACAUGAGCCUUUGCAAAACACUUCAGCAAGCAGAAGAAGAGUUAGAAUUGUGGCAGAGUAGAGUUGACAACUUAGAAAGCAUAAAAUCAGGUUUAAUCUGUGCAAAGCUGGAUGCAGAGGAAAAAAGGAAGAAAAUUUCUCAUGAACUGUACAAGCUGAAUAAUGAGCAUGAGAAGCUCCAGGGAGAGAUUCAAAAGACAAAGGAGUCCUUUAAGGAGAAGCUCUUUGAUAAAGAGACUGAAUGUGAACAACUAAAAGGACGACUGAUUGAACUUGAAAAACAACUCCGAAUUAAGCAAGAGGAAUGUGGCCUACUACAUGCUAAAUUCAAGAUGAAGGCAACUUUGCCUGACAAGAAUAUCAGAUUCACCAAACUCAAAGAAAGUGUGCCAACAGCUGAAGAGGGAGAAGACUUUUUGAAGAUCAAGUGCUGCUAUGUCAUCUUACCUCAAGUAUCACUGGCUCUUCAGAAUGGACAAGCCUUAAUCACCUUUGAAAAUGAGCAAGUUGCUAAUACAAUUCUGAAAAUACCCAAACAUCACAUAAACCUGGAUCCUGGGAAGCUAGAUGUGAAGCUUCAUCCUGUCAAACUGGGCACAGCAAGGAAGUUUGAGGUACAUGUUGACAUCUGCAGGAAGACGGUUAAAGUUUCCCAAAUUCCAGACAACCUUCCCGAAGAACAGAUGAGAGACAAGUUGGAAAUUAGCUUUUCAAAGCCCAGUUUAGGUGGAGGGGAGGUGGAGAAUGUAAGUUAUGAUCGUAAUACUGGAACUGCCCUGGUCACCUUUGUUGAGAAAGGAACUGCCCAGCGUGUUGCGGAAAAGAAGAAAUUCACAAUUACCCUAAAUGGGAUAACAACCUGUUCAGUGUCUGUUGAAUCUGUGCAGGAUUAUUCAUUAGAGAAGUUUCAGACAUUUAAUGGAAUUUGCAAGCGAACUGUGAUGAUAUCAGAUAUCAAAAAUGCCAUGGAAGAGGAAGAAUUACAGGACAAGCUUGAAAUUCAUUUCCAGAAACCAAGCAACCAUGGUGGUGAAGUUGAGAACAUAAAAUAUGUCCCACAAAAUCAAUAUCUAACCGUGUACUUUGAAGAAAACGAGGAAGCCAUCCAGCCAUUUGGUUUCAGUCUCUGAGCUGCAUGUUCUUUUUAAGGCCACAUUUCUCUUUCUGUCUGUUGAAAUAGUUUAUUUUUGUCACUUCUGGCAGGACAUUUUAUGCAUGGUGCAAUAAAAGUUAUGAUUAUUGUUAUCAUUAUUUUUGCUUAUGUAUGUAUAUUUAGUUUAAUCACUCACGGAGAUGUUUUGUAUUCUGUAUAAAACCAUUCUGUUUGUGCUUCUACCUGUCAUACAAGGAGUAUGACAGGUACCUAGAUUCCCUGCAAUUAGACCUACCCCAGCUCAGGACAACACUCUCACAGACUUGCAAAGGACCUCGACUGUUCUUCAUCCACAGAAGAAUCCUUACACUAAACAGUUCUUUCUAGCCAUAUCGGAAAUUAAAGACAGUAAGUACCAAAAACUUUCAUGUACUUACCCCCACACUCUGGUUCUUCAACCGUUCCAGAAUCUUCCAUCAGCUUCCGAAAUCAUUCUGGCGCUAUUAACCAUGCGGCUGCUACAGCGCCUGCCACGAACCAUGACGUCACUUCCGCCCCCACCGACCUUGCAGCCUCCGCGAUCGCCACCCAGACAACUGCCUCCAAGAUCACCAGGAAGACCAUCGCCGACAGAUUCGAGGCCUCCGCGAGGUCCACAGCUGUCAGGAACACCAUUUCUGCCCCCAGUGACAUCACUAACCUGCACGACCACCACGCCGCAUGCGUCUCCGCCCCCAUGCCAAUCUCUGUCACCAUGACUACGCCCCACGCUGAUCGCUGUCACCAUGCCUAACCCCGCCCCCACGUCAAUCUCCACCCCCGCCCGCAAGUCUAACCCCGCCCCCACGCCCAACACUGUCCCCACUCCAAGCUCCAGCCCCACAGCAGGUCCUAGCUCCCAGCCCUGCCAUGUUUUCACCAUCCCUCCAGACCUCCCCCUCUCUGAGGAUGAAAGAUCAGUCCUCAGCCAAGGCCUCACCUUCAUUCCCUUAUGCUCUCGGGUUAACGAGUUCAACACGCGGCAACAUAUUGAACAAUUCUUCCGCCACCUUUGCCUCUGCGCGUACUUCUUCAAUCAGGAUUCUUGCCCACCCUCUGACGACCCCUUCUCCUGCCUCCAACACACCCCAUCCACCUGGACACCCCAUGCUGGCCUGUUACCUGCCCUCGAUCUCUUCAUAGCCAACUGCCACUGCGACAUUAACCUCCUCAACCUUUCCACCCCUCUCAUCCACGCCAACCUCUCACCCUCGGAACAUGCAGCCCUCCACUCCCUCCGUUCCAACCCCAACCUCACUAGCAAACUUGCAGACAAGGGAGGCGCGGUGGUAGUUUGGUGCACCGGCCUUUACACCGCUGAGGCUAAACGCCAGUUCAUGGACACCUCCUCCUACUGCCCCCUUGACCAUGACCCCACCUCCCACUAUCAAACUGUCAUCUCCCAGACCAUCCAUAACCUCACCACCUCAGAGGAUCUCCCAUCUACCGCAUCCAACCUCACAGUCCCACAACCCCGCACCGCCCGUUUCUACCUCCUGCCCAAAGUCCACAAACCUGACUGCCCUGGCCGACCCAUUGUCUCAGCCUGCUCCUGCCUCACAGAACUCACCUCUGCAUACCUCGACACGGCCAUGUCCCCCUUAGUCCAAGAACUCCCCACCUACGUUCGGGACACCACCAAUACCCUCCACCUCCUCCAUGAUUUUCGCUUCCCCAGUCCCCAACGCCUUAUCUUCACCAUGGACAUCCAGUCCCUGUACACCUCCAUCCCCCAUCACGAAGGACUCAAAGCCCUCCGCUUCUUCCUUUCCAGCCAUACCAACCAGUACCCUUCCACUGACACCCUCCUUCGACAGACUGAACUGGUCCUCACCCUGAACAACUUCUCUUUCCAAUCCUCCCACUUCCUCCAAACCAAAGGAGUAGCCAUGGGCACCCACAUGGGCCCCAGCUAUGCCUGCCUCUUCGUAGCAUAUGUGGAACAAUCCAUCUUCCGCAGCUACGCUGGCACCACCCCCCACCUUUUCCUCCGCUACAUCGAUGACUGUAUCGGCGCUGCCUCGUGCUCCCACGAGGCGGUUGAACAGUUCAUCCACUUUACCAACACCUUCCACCCCGACCUCAAAUUUACCUCGACCGUCUCAGACUCCUCCCUCCCCUUCCUAGACCUUUCCAUUUCUAUCUCGGGCGACCGAAUCAACACGGACAUUUACUAUAAAGCGACCGACUCCCACAGAUACCUAGACUACACCUCCUCCCAGCCUGCCCCCUGUAAAAACGCCAUCCCAUAAUCCCAAUUCCUUCAUCUCCGCCGCAUCUGCUCCCAGGAGGACCAGUUCCAAUACCGUACAACCCAAAUGGCCUCCUUCUUCAAAGACCGCAAUUUCCCCCCAGACGUGAUCGACGACACCCUCCACCACAUCUCCUCCACUUCCCGCUCCUCUGCCCUUGAGCCCCGCCCUUCCAAUCACCACCAGGACAAAACCCCACUGGUCCUCACCUACCACACCACCAACCUCCGUAUACAUCGUAUCAUCCGUCGUCAUUUCCGCCACCUCCAAACGGACCACCACCAGAGAUGUAUUUCCCUCCACUCCCCUAUCAGCGUUCCGAAAAGACCACUCCCUCCGUGACUCCCUCGUCAGGUCCACACCCCCCCACCAACCCAACCUCCACUCCCGGCACCUUCCCCUGCAACCGCAAGAAAUGCAAAAUUUGUGCCCCCACCUCCCCCCUUACUUCCCUCCAAGGCCCCAAGGGAUCCUUCCAUAUCCUCCACAAAUUCACCUGCACCUCCACACACGUCAUUUACUGCAUCCGCUGCACCCGAUGUGGCCUCCUCUAUGUUGGGGAGACAGGCCGCCUACUUGCGGAAUAUUUCAGGGAAUACCUCUGGGACACCCGGACCAACCAACCCAACCACCCCGUGGCUCAACACUUCAACUCCCCCUUCCACUCCACCAAGGACAUGCAGGUCCUUGGCCUCCUCCAUCGCCAGACCAUAGCAACAUGACAGCUGGAGGAAGAGCGCCUCAUCUUCCGCCUAGGAACCCUCCAACCACAAGGGAUGGCACAGACUGGGAACACAGGGAGCCAACACCUUCAACAUCUCAACAUCUUAUCUGCGCUGACACCAAUUGUUACAGUUAACCUGAGAAUGUAACUUUUUAAAAAGGUUUUGUGAUUUACAUAUGAUAGAAGUGAAACUAUCAUGGCCAUUCUAACAGAUGGGAGACUUAACAAACAAUCAAAGUAUUUUUCAAUGUAUAAUUUCAGUUACAUCACACUGUAAAUUUUUGCUAUAAAUUCUGUCUCUUACAACUGUGUACUCCACAACCACCUGAUGAAGGAGCGUUGCUCCGAAAGCUAGUGCUUCCAAUUAAACCUGUUGGACUAUAA